AUGGCGAUAGACGGCCUCAAGCUCUUAGGGAACUACAGCUUCGCCCUCAACAGCGAUCCUAGCGAUCCAUUCUUCCAUAUUUGCUGGCGCCGACAGUCCUGCUCCAGCUGUCUGACCGGUGAUGUCGCGUGCAGCUGGUGUGCUAUAGUAAGCCAGAGGCUCCCCUUGUUGAUCAAGUAUCAAUUGCCCGCCCAAUUCUCUAGGACCAUUUUGGCCACCCUGAUCAUUGACACGUAUUCCGUACUUGCAUCUCCCUUUCUGCUUUUUUUUACAUGUCAUUUGCGCGAUGUUCGUUUCAUAUUGUGCGCCCUUGCGUCCCCAGCCGCUAGAAUGGGGAGAGUCCAAGGCCUUUUCUACCCUUCAUCACGGUCUUCGACCUGUGUUCCCAACCCCUCACGGUUUCCAAUAUUUGCGCCUAUCGGCUCAUCGAUCAUAUGUCCCCUUGGCUCAAAAGAGAGAUGGGAGAUGAGGGCUCUGCCUUUUGGAUGUGAUGCCAGUACUUUGACUGUGCUGUCAGUGAUUGUUGCUAUGCUAGGGACACUGGCAUUGGGUGGGGUGGUAGUUGGGGUAGUGUGGCUUGUGCGCCGGACCCGACGUUGGAAGGAGGCAGAAUAUGAGAGGAUCGAUGGCGAGGAGCAAGGGUCGUCUGCGUGGCAAUCAUGGGAUCUGGGGCUUGCAUCGAUUGUUGGUCUCUUUCCCUAUUGGAGUCGGAUGGGGGAUCAAACUGAGGCCGAGGAAGGGGAAGAUGCGGCGGAGACGAGGCCGCUAUUAGAGUAG
Molecule: messenger RNA, 777 nt
Organism: Penicillium paradoxum
Lineage: Eukaryota; Fungi; Ascomycota; Eurotiomycetes; Eurotiales; Aspergillaceae
Exons: 2
Coding region: 1-777 (258 amino acids)
Source: RefSeq, a predicted model, not a curated record